Messenger RNA from Arabidopsis arenosa, 542 nucleotides. Lineage: Eukaryota; Viridiplantae; Streptophyta; Magnoliopsida; Brassicales; Brassicaceae. The record is from the annotation of a GenBank genome assembly.
ACCAAGUUUUUCUCAUCUCUCUUCACUCUCUCAAUCUCAACAAUCUUAAGAGUCAUGUCUUUCCUGAGAAUUAGGCUUUUCCCUGCCAAAAGAGCUUGGAAAAGCUUCACCGCCAGCUUCCAUAAACUCCGUAGAUCCAAAACUAAACACCACACCAAGUACAGUGCAGCAACUUCGGACAAACAUUUCUUUCGUUCAAGCCACACAUCCGGGAAGAAGCUUCGAGACAGAGAUUCCCGUGUUUUUUUCACCCGUCUAAAGAGAGGUUGUUUGUUCAAGAAGAAACGCAAAGUUGUUGUCUACAUUGAUAAGCUCUUCAGGGAACCUAUGGCUGUAUCCAAUUGGAUUCCAGCAAAGCAGUGGAAGCCGAAGGAGGAAUUGUUUCCGGAGAAGGGAAUAGACCAAAGAGCCGAAGAGUUCAUCACUAGAGUGAAAGCAGAGAUUCUCGCUUCACGCAACUUGUAGUACCCAUCAUCAACACAAUGUAUCAAGACUUGAUAAGUAAUAAUUCUUCUGUGUAUAAAUAGACCAAUUACAACUAU